UUUUAUUGACCCUUUACACUCCUCAUAACCCUAACCAACAACUAAGAUCGAUUCAACCUCGCUAUCAAUCUUACAACGACUCAGUUAGCUUCCCUCAGUACCCUGCGACGAUCGCUCGCGUCGGCCUAGAUCGCUUCCCCCUUUCUACCCUUCGCCGCCUUCCCACCGCUCCGGCUACACCCCCAGCUAUCGCCGAUCUCGUUCCCCCCUCCUUCAUCCUAGUAAUCCUCGCAGUACCCACAACUCGAGUGAUACCUGCCUCAUCGUCGGUGAUAGCCCAGUACAUCGCUCUGUCGAUUGCUGCCCCCUAUACCACGAUCGAGUUAUUGUUGUUUUUAAAGAUAUUUAAAAACAUAAAACAAUCCACCGGAACUAACGAACAGUUACUUACAAUAACUGUCGGGUUAUUGUCGCUUGACGACCUAGGUAUCUACCUGACGACGACACGUUCAUCGUUUUAUAGCAUCUCGACACUCUACACGUGUCAUACCCAGAUACUAUAUAACCAAAACGACGAACCUCUGUCUUCUUACAAGACGUCUAAUACCUAUUUCGUUAUGUUCAGUCCCUCCUCGAUCGAGCGAACCGCUGACUAUCCUGUCAUGGAAACCGAGACCGUCCGACGUCCGUCGACGAACCCUCGUAUCAAUGUACAGCUACCUGCCCCCCCUCCCAACGUAUCACGUGAGGUCGUUCGACCUGAGGACAUGAUUGAAGUCGUUACUUCAAUCCAAGCGUUUCGCGAACGAGCCAAGACAUGCUCUCGUCACGGUGCUACCGUCGCGAAAUGGGUAGAAGAACAUCUGCUUCCCCCUGUUUUUAAACAAAUGGAAGAAACGAUCAAUGCACAUCGUCAGAUUUCCAGUGCGAUCGCAAAAUUGGAAACUCACAAAAAGAACGGCACUUACCCCGAAUCUAUUGUGAAAAGCACCCCGGCUUACCAAUUAAUGAGCUCCCUCCCUGGCAAGAACGAUACGCCUGACAUGACCGUUCGACAAAUGGAUAUUAACCAUGCCACGAAUAGGCUCAGAGAGUUUAUCUUAAACUCAGCGAUCGAGUCUAGGAAGGAGGAGCUGUCAGACGCAAACUCCUUUCUACACCCGGAGACACUCUUAAGGGGAUUAUUAACCAAGUGGGUGGAAGAAGCUCACUCAGUUAUGACCUCGUCUCCAGCUGGUCCCGUCUCGGCCGAUUUUCGCAAUGUGUUCGACCUCGCUUUGCUUCUCGUCGAACAUAAGUUAACCGAUGCCACCAUUAGUGCGUCGCUUAAAGCUGCUGCGGCCAUUAAAGUCCAGGAAGCGAAACGUUUAGCUAAAGCUACGGCCGAGAUGGAAGUCGAUGGAUUGUCUAAAGAAAGAACUCUUACCGAAGAGAUUCGCUCGAUCCUCCGUCGAGAGAUGAAGACCGCCUUUAAAAGCACCAUCGAUAACUCAGUAUGUGCAUCUACUGAGGUUCUAGAUUCGGAACAACUUGACCUCACCGAUGUCUCCCUUGAUCCCUUUGUAGAAGGAUCACCCUCCCAACCAGUCGGGUUUCGCUCCGUCUUCGAAGCGAAAGCAACAUCCCUCAGGCUCGACCAGCCAGCCGUCGAAGUCCUACCGAGGAAACUCGUCGAACCAAGGCAGAGGAGGCUCCUCGUCACACCGUGGCAGAGGAGCCAAUUCGAGCCGAGGCCGACCCUCCGGAAGGGAUAUGACUACUGGGACGAGGGAGAAGAAGUCGGGAAGUCAGUCCAACGGACAACCCGAAAGAGAAAAAGGAAAGGGCCGUCAAGGCCGAUAGAAUGGUGGAAAGGAGAUAAUAGUGACUUACUACGUCUUGAAAGUAGCCCACUUACCGUUGAUCUUGUAAACGGCACUCCUCAUUUUGUGCCGAAAGGUGAUUAUAAUGCCGUUGAGAGCACGGAUAUUCCGUCUACAACGGGGUUAGUAGAAUUAGAAUCCCUGUCAACCCGCACGGCCCUUAGAUUAUCUAAGCAUACACGUCACCCCUCUGGCACACAAAUGCAUAUGCAUAGACAACCCCGAAACGGACUAUGCGUUUCUACACCCCCGGAUUUUGAUAUCCGCCGCCUGGAAACCUAUCCGGACGGAUUCUUUCUUCUUUCCGAUUCAGAGCGUGCUCGUUUUAUGUUUAUUCAUUCUAACAUAUACUGGUUGGAAACACGUGUUACCAACAACGUUCUGCAAAACCCUUUCAACAUCCCCCUCGAUGAGUCAACCAAACGUUUUCUAGCGUUAAACUCAAAAUUUUGCCCCAAGCCGAGGUACGAAAUUCCCCAACGAAUUCUACAUUCGUGGGAGGACUUCUCUAGGUCAGUUCGUAUUCGAUGUCUUUUCUCCGAUAAACCCGAUGAUAUGGAUUUUGUUGCUAAAUUCCAUAUUAAAACCGGCACAUCGAUCGGUAAUUUAGAAAAUCACCCCGAUGUGGAAGAAGGGCUUCGCGUUGGCAAAUCCCUCCUUCAGUCCGCCCUGAGAAAGAUACAGACAAACGACUGGAGGCCUUCGAUCUCUUCCGAACGCCUCGAGGCUUUUGAUCAGCUUAUUCACCACAACGAUUACAUUUUCAAACCUUGCGACAAGAAUCUCGGAAUGAGUAUUCUACCAUCCUCAUGGUAUGUCCAAGAAUGUAAGCGACAACUCUCUGAUCUGUCGACUUACGAACUUGCCACCGUAGAUGUUGCAGCCCUCUCCCAUCGGCUCAUAGAGCUAACGGAUUGCUCAACAUUUACCAAACAAGCCAGGAAAUUCGUGCGGCACACCCUCAUCGAACCGGCUCUUCCCGAGUUCUACGUGCUGCCAAAGGUCCAUAAACAACCUAUUCGUGGACGACCAAUCGUGCCGUCACACAAAUGGAUCACCACUAACUUGAGUAAGUGGCUCGACUAUCAGCUACGGCCCUUUCUUUCUUCAUACCCAUGGAUACUACGCGACUCCAAGACGUUACUACGCCACUUGGAUACACUCGCUCUCCCUACAUCCUCGGAAAAGAUCUGGCUGCUGACUGCCGACAUGACCUCCUUCUAUAGCUCGAUUCCCACCGACGAGGGUAUCAAGAUCAUUAGAUGGAUGGCUUCUAUACAUAAACGCUCAGAUGACGAUGCCGACGUUCUCGGCCAAUCUCUGGAGUUUAUCCUUAAAAAUAACUACCUGGCGUUCGGUUCCUCUGUCUACCGACAAGUGAAUGGCACUGCUAUGGGAACGGCCUGCGCUCCUGCGUUCGCCAACCUUUAUGCAGCCGCCUACGAAUCACUCACUUUAGACAAGAAACCGCCGAGUCUGCUGUACUAUGGCCGCUACCUCGACGAUAUACUAGUGAUCGUCAAAGGCUCCAUCGCCAACGUCGAACAUGUGAAAACCUUUGUUAAUCACACGCUUCAGACGAUGGAACUCAGCUGGACGGUGAGUCCAACGUCACUUCCUUUCCUUGACAUUACCCUUCAAGUCGACGAGGAUCCUGACUCGCUGAAACGAUCGAUUGUGACAUCGGUCUACCAGAAACCGUCUAAUGCCUACCAGUACAUUCCCUGGUCAUCCUACCACCCCCCGAAAGUGAAAUUGGCCUUCGUUAAGGGCGAGUUAGUACGCUAUGCUCGCAUCUGUUCGACUAAAGCUGCCUUUUCCAAGGUCUCGCUUCGGUUCUACGAACGUCUUCGCGCUCGGGGCUACCCGCCCGGAUGGCUACGUAUUGCGUUUCGCACGGUUCGCUAUGCGGACCGUCGACACUUGCUCGUCGACCGCCCCAAACGGCCGUCGCCCGACAAACCCCCUCUGGUUUUCCAUGCUGCGUAUAAUCCCAUCUGGGAGAAAUUACGCAUGAAGCACGCCUUUAAUGCGUUGCUGGGCAUCUCGAAUGCUGUGAGUAAGCAGCGUUUUCUUGGAAAACGACACCGUCCACUGAUGUGUUUUCAUCGUGUACGCAACUUAGGGGACCGACUUAAUACCGCGAACCGCAAAACGAUCUAUAGACUCGAAGGUGCUCCACCUCGUCUCUUUAAGACAGCCCCUAACGGCGCUGAUCCGGACGACUACACCCCCUCCCCUUCAGAAAAGGACCCGACGACAAGUCCGAUCCCUGCCGGAACACUCUAG
Messenger RNA from Puccinia sorghi, 4091 nucleotides. The record is from the annotation of a GenBank genome assembly. NCBI's taxonomy places the organism in Eukaryota, Fungi, Basidiomycota, Pucciniomycetes, Pucciniales, Pucciniaceae.